AUGAGAAAAACAAUACCAGUAGUAAUAUGGGUUUUAAUAUUACUUAUUGAAAAUUGUGUUGCAGCAGUUAUUACUGAUUUUAAUUCUAUUGAAAAACAACCCAGAAAAUUUAAAGGAAAGAUAUUUGCUAUUAUAGAAAGUGAUGAGGAUAUGAAUAUUGCUAUUGAACAUAAAGACAGAAUUGACCAAGUCAUUGGAAAAGGAUUUAGUGCUGAGUCAUUUCCAUCAGGAAGUCCUAAAAUUGAAGGGGAAUGGGUAUAUAAAAAGAAUUUUACACAUAAUAUUGGACAUAUUAUGUUUGGGAAUUUUGCAAGUAUUGUUAAUUGGACAUUUGAAAUGACAGAAGCAGUUAUUGAAACAAUAAAUAAAUAUGGAUUAGAUGGUGUAUGUAUGGAAGAUUUAGAAAAUGUAUAUUUUAUCACUGGAAGAUCAACUCGUGAUGUUAGACUGAUAUUAAGAAGAUUAGGAAUUGAAUUACAUAAAAUUCAGAAACAAGUAUUUGCUAUUAUUCCUGUUUGUUUAAUAAAUACACUAAGAAUAUGA
Messenger RNA from Entamoeba histolytica HM-1:IMSS, 543 nucleotides. RefSeq lists its product as uncharacterized. NCBI's taxonomy places the organism in Eukaryota, Evosea, Mastigamoebida, Endamoebidae. The record is from RefSeq and is a predicted model, not a curated record. Bases 1 to 543 code for a protein of 180 amino acids. The transcript has a single exon.